CAGAGGGAAGCAGCAAAGAGUCUGACGGCUAUCUGCUGCAGGUGAGUGGCCAGCGUCCUGUCCCAGCCCUGCCCAGCCAUGGACGCCUGUGCCCGAAUCAGAGGGGUCCCUCUGAAGACCCGGGCCUCCAUUAGGAAAGAGACUGUCCAGGAGAGCUCCACACUCAAUCUGAAGAACCUUGUGAAGAGUAGAAAACAGCUGUGUAACGUGGUGCUGGACCUGCCAAUCAGAGAGAUGGUGUCUCCGACUGAGAUUCAUUUUGUGUGUUUACCCAGUCAUUCUCUCGGAGACAGUAUCACACUACAGGCUGUGGCAGCUGCCCCCAGUGACGUGACUGAGCUGCUUAGAUCACUACAUGUCCCUAGCCUGAAGGAUGAAGAGCUGCUGCUGCUCAAAGACUCUAAGAAUCUCUUGGAGAAAAAAGACAGUACUUCUCAGAGUGGCUGGUUGAAAGCCAUCUGUAUACUGCGGUUCUCCCUGACUCCUCAGAGUAGUAUCAAUACUGCACUGGGUCUACUGGCCAGAUACGCUGCAGGUGUAAAGUUUGCCAUAGAGCUGCAGUCUGUACACAAGGCCACACCUGAUACCUGCCAAUCUGAAGACGAUGAUACCAACCAGUCUGUAUCCUCCAUCGAGGAUGAUUUUGUCACCGCUUUUGAGCACUUGGAGGAGGAGGACACCACAGAUUACCCAUCUUCUGGUGCCUACUGUCAGCAUAACCGGCGUGACGUGGCCUCUCAGACUGUCCCCUCCCACCGCAAAGACAAGUCUGGUUCCCGGGUCAUCAUCCGCUCUAUCUCUAAAAAGACAUCAGCCAAAAAGUCAACCCCUCCUGAAGUAUCGGUUUCUGUACAGAGCUCCGCGGUAGGAUGGUCCACAGGUUCUGGGAGCCAGUGGAGCUUCUACUCACCAAGCAGUCCUGAGAAAGGUCGCCUCACCUCAACCUCCCUCACAGAGUCGGACGAGUCCAAUUGCUCAAGUCCAAGCCCUAUUAUCUUCUUGGAUGAAGUAGGUUAUCAAAAAAGUUUGAAAGCAAAGCUUGACAUUCCAAAAAUCCCCAUCCUCAAGGAUGGGGUGGAGGACUCUGAUUCGGAGGUGAGUGAGUUUUUUGAUAGCUUUGACCAGUUUGAUGACCUGGAACAGGCUCUGGAGAGCACAUCUAAGACCAAGCUGUUCAAGGAUAUAGCAUCUCCUGGCCAGACGCAUAAAAAGAAGCUUUCAGAGGACCGAGGCUCAAAAUCCAGAGGAAGCUCAGCUAAAGCUAUGAAUCCACAGAAAUUUGACCAUCCAAUCCUCCCUGCCAACAUAAAGAAACCCACUCCACUGAAACCAGGUUUGGCUAGCGGUGCCCACUCUGAGGUCCCUGAUUCCCCACGGCAAGUGCGAGCUUCUGGUGAGGAGAAUGGAGCUCUCUUCAGUCCGGACAGUUCAUCAGCGUUUAGCCCUCUCGGAGAAGGAGGAUCUUUUGAGUAUUUUUGGAAGGCAGAUGGAGAUACCACAGAACUGCGCAAACCUCAGGACCUCUGUGCACUGUAUAAAACAUACUCGGAUUUUGCAAGCACUAUGUCUAAGGAUAUCCUUGCAUCGGUCUGUGGAUACUCAUCUCCCGUUGACAUGAACAUUAACAAGAACCUGAGUUGCGUUUGCCAUAAAGAAUUUCAAAAUGUCAGUGGCCACCUCAUGAAACUCUCUGACAUACAGGAGACCGUUACUAUAUCCAAGAAAUCGCAAACACUGACAGAUGGAAUACAGAAGUUUGCCACAGACUUGGUGGAGAGGAGCCUAGGGAGUGCCUUCAGAGAUCUACAGAAGGGGGUGUCCUCUUGCACUACUACACUUUGCCAUCUAGCUGCUAGGUUAACUUCCUCAGUUUUUCAAAUGGCCUUUCAUGAGAUAGGCAUGAGGCAGGCGUAUGUAUUAAAAGAACGUGCUGUAAAUGGUCUGGCUAGUUUCUUAGUUGGGGAAGCCAUGUCUGAGGCACUGAAAGAGUUCUCUAUUGUGAGAAAGCAAAUCUUCAACAACACAGUUGCCAGGUUUGCGGCAGAUCUUGCAGAGGAGCUGGUCUUUGAAGGGAUCAUGGAGGUCUGCCAGUUCUCAUACCCAGCCACACCCUCAACUUCAAGUGGUUGGUCUUUUGAGCAAGAGGAAGAGGUUGUUUCAUCAUAUGCUUCGGACCUUUCGGAAUCGGUACUCCAGGAGGCAUUCAUUGAGUUGUCUCAAGUGGAGGUUACCUUCACAACACAGGCGGCCAUCAGUGUGUCUCUGGAUAACAUGCAUUAUGUCAGUGCUGAGGAUUCCACACCAUCUACAAUGACAUGUGAUACUGCCACAAAUGACUUGGAAUUGCCAUGCACAUCUGAACUGGACAGUGCUUCAGAAAAAUGCACCAUGAGAAAAGCUUUGUACUGCAUGUCUGGAGUUGCCAGUUGUGUGCCAGUACCUGUGGCAGGGAAAGGCAUUUCCCAGUUUCAGAAUCCAGAAGAUGUUUGUCAUUUUAAAUCUAGUGUUAGCCACACCUCACAAACUAGUCCCAAGAAAAGCAACUGCUCUGAACUGGGAUUAGUGACAACAUCAGCAUUGGACAAAUCCACAGCAACUCAGACAGACUUGCUGCCAGCUGCUGCCCAAGGCAAUAGCGCACAUGGUGAAAUGUGCGGCGAUGAUGAAGAAACAGUCUUUGCCAGUGAUGAGAAUAUUUACGAAGCUACGUCAUCAAGGAAGACUAAUUUUCAGAACUUCUCUGGAAACAUGGUUGACUUGAUUGUGAGCGAAGCAUAUGACCUCAUGGCCACUUCCAAAGUGAAGAAGACAGUUGGGGAAUGUGCUGACUAUUUGAGCAAGAAAAUAGGAAGUUGCAUACCCUCAUCACGGCAAGUUGAGUGUCCGGAUCUUCUCAGUGAAGAUGUAGUGAAGUCUGCCACCAAGCAUGCUGAUGUACAAGGGAAUACUGACACAUCAGCUCCCAGGACUGAAUGUCUCCUGAGUGAUAGAGAAGACAAAGUGGAUCAAAGAACAGUACUUCAGAAAAAUACUUCUGGUGUAUACUCUAUGUUGGACAAACACAGUCCAGCAUCAGACAAGCUAACAGAUACUGCCUACCUGCGGGAGAAAGAUAGUCGUAUUGAUGAAAGCUCCCUCUUUCCCUUGCAGCCUUCCUUCAAUAGAGACAGUCGUGAGACCGACUUUAGGAAUGUAUGGCAGUUCAGAGAUGCAAGCCUUGAGGCACGUUCUUUGUCAAUGAAGGAUGCUUUGGAAGUCCCAAGUAUCGAACUGGCAGGGCAGGGUGACCAAAAAAUAGUUCUGGAAGAGGCGCUCAAUAUCAAGAGAAAAUGUAAUGGAACUCCAGGCACUCCACCAUCCACCCCACUACAGCAGCCUCCACCUGUGUCUCAGGAGAAACAAAUCAAGCAGUUCUCAAAGAAACUGAAGGGAAAGCUUGCAAAGGCAUUUUCUCCAGCCACACCGCCAUCUACCCCACAGUGCCAGCCUCCCGCUGGACCACUUGAAGCCAGAGCCAACUCUGAGAAGAAAGACUUCAUGGUGAAGCUUAUGAGGUCCCUUUCGGAGGAAGCAUGUAGGAACGAGGAAGAGGAAUACGGAAGAGACAGUAGGUGCCAAUCCAGAAUGCGGGGUGGAGAUUGCCGGCUGGAACAAAACCUUCCUGUAGAAACCGACCAGAAAAUCAUGCAGAAGGGAGCGUUCCGGUAUGCAGAGCGCUUAGCUUACCACUUUGUUUCUAUGGCUACAGAAAUGGACACCCUAGGUUUGGAAGAAGGAGGCAAGUUAACUGACAAGGAAGGUGAAGCCAACCUCCCAGUGCACAGUGCUCGGUUUUCACAAGAAACCUUAAAUUGUUUGUGGACCUAUGCUGGGGAACUAGCUGGGGAGGUCAUCAAUGACGUAAAGAAGAUGAUGAUCAGUUCUACUCAUCAUGGCCGCAAGGCCUGGAGCGAUGGCCAAGACGAGUCUGCUGAAUGUCACUCACAGUUGGGCCACAGAGAAUGUAGAUUAAACAACAUAGCCGACCAGUGGUCCAGCGAUCUUGUGACCUCAGUUCUCAGCCUCCAGGGUUCUGGUGCAAGCGGACUGUCAUCCAACUUCCCUAGUUGUGAGAGCGUAACCGAUGAAUAUGCUGGGUACCUCAUCAGGGUUCUGAAGAGAGAAGGGGGCAGUAGGGAGCUCAUUUUGGAUCAGUACGCCAGCCGACUUGCUUAUAGAUCUAUCAAGUCGGGACUAGCACAUGCCACAAGGAGAAUCAAGCAGAAGUCCAGCCUGAAGCUUCACUCAUUCAGGAGAUUUCAUCACAACGACACCGAUGAGGUCUGGCGGAGGUCAGCUCUUGAGACACCUUUCACAGACGCACAGGCUGACCAGUGUACAUGUCAGAAGACCAGAGAUGUAAGCAGUGGGGAAUACAUUGAACUUGUUAACUUUGCAGAGUCUUUAGCUUACAACAUCACAUGUGAUGUUACAAGAAAGCUCAGACUGCCAUCUGUUCGUCUGCCCAAAUCACUAACCGAUUCCUGCCUGUACAAAAAGUCCAAGCCAGGAGAUAUGCCAGACAAGCUUAUCAAAAGCUCAUGCUCAAACUCCUUCCUACCUUACAUGGAGAAACACAAACAAUAUCACAGCACUGGUAGCUUAAAUGAUGGAACUUACAGUGACGGUGUCAUGCAAGUCAUUGAACGGUAUGCCAGAAAAAUUGUUGAUGAUACUUUAGAGGUGACACUUGCGACAGCAGGCCAUCCAGCAUUAGAUGACAGAAUAAGGAUGAGCAGAAAUGUGUAUGCUGAAAAAGCCUGUCACUACUGUGCUGUCAAGGAGUGUCCAUUUUUAAGGAAUGUGGGCAGGCAUUACUUCCAGGAAAUUCACAGGAAAAGGGGGCAGGACUGUGAAGCAUCAACUGUCAGCUGCUGUAACCAGGCAAGGGCUUGCAGUCUUGAAAUUCCAAAGAUUCACAUCAAUUUGGAUAAGAGGGAGGUGUUUGCAGAAGAAGUGGUGUCUUCUGCAAUUGAAAAAGCUAAGAGGGAGCUGAGCAGCACCAGCCUGAAUGCAGACAGUGGGAUUGGGCAUGAUGGUGCAAGUUUUGCUGAGAGCCUAACCACAGAUAUAAUGGCAUCUGCUAUAUCUAACAUCUGCCGGGCUGUCAGUGUCAGCCCGCCUGGAAGAGAGCGGACAAACACAUCAGAGUCUGCAGUGAGCCAGCAGCUGAGUGCAGGGGAGGACAGCAUUGGUAGCUGGUCCAACCUCAGCUUCGAGGACGAGCAUCCAGAUGAGAGCAGCAGCUUUUUGCACCUGAGCGACAGUAAUGGGAACAGCAGUAGCUGGAGCAGUCUGGGGUUAGAGGGGGAGGUUUGUGAGGAUCCCUUAUCCCUCUCCCCAUCUGACAGCAAUGGCACAGAGGACAAAGAGCAGGACAAAGAGCUGGAGUCCAAGGAGCACAUAGAUGGUAAUGAGCCUCCUCGAGUGGAGAGCAGGCCCCUCCUCCCAGAACGAGGGCUGCUGGUGGUCACCACACACCUGGGGGAACAGGCCCUGGACCCACAGGUGAACAUGGUACUGCAGUGGAUUGCAGCCUCCCAGUCCAACCUUCCCAUGAUGCAGCUUGGCCUUCCACCUGACAGGGAGUUGCAGCUGCUCCCAGCUGUGCUUCAAAAGGUGAAGGAGAAGGAGUGGAGGGUUGGGGAGCUCCUGCAGGCUCUCCUCAGGUAUUGUGAAGAACUGGAACCGGGCACGGAUCCAGAGAGACGCAGUGGGCAACCCUUCUUCCAGUGGCUGCUGGACCAAGCAUAGAUGCCUACACCUGAACUCCCUCUGGGGGGUGAAAUGUUAAGGUUGCCAUUAACUACAAAACUCCCUAUUACUGUGCUGUCUCUCUGCCGAAAACAAGGGUGUACAACCCCCUUCCUUGAGGGCCGAAUCUCUUCCUGGAUUUUGUGUGACCUGGCUGUAGUGCAGUAACAGUAGUGCUGUAAUGUUAGUGCGCUCUGCCCAAAAUUCAGUGUUUCUAACACUUGGUGUCUUUUUCUUGCCUUCAUGCCAACUUCUGCCUGUAAUUAUUUAUUAGCCUAAUUAGUUCAUGUUACAUCAUUUGUGUUAUUUCUUGAUAAGUUAAUGAAUGACAGCUGAAAAAGACAACAGCCAGCCCUGUAUGAAAUGUUAUACUGUGGUCUGACCCACGAGUGAACCACUGCAGGUCUGUAAUUAAAUAAUGAAGUUUGUGGUAGUUGGCAUGAAAUCCAGAAGCAGGAACAGUACACCAAGAAGGGCUUUCCCUGAGGCCUAUUUGGUGGGAUGUGUCUCGUCCUGUGCACUGCUUGUGGGUGGACCUCCCUCCCUCUAGGGGGUGGCAGAAAAGAACCCGCUGUCCACUCUUGAUGUCGCAAACUGUAUGCUUUUGACUUCCAGGUCACUUUGUUGUUUUGUCAUGGGCCUUGUCGCUCUGUUUUUCAGGUUUUCCGUUCGUAACAUUCGUGUACAGUACAUUUCCACGUCCCAUCGGUGUGUGAGUAUCUGUACAUUGUGCUUUCACACCCUGGUCAUGUGCCAUAAGAGAAAGGAGGGACAGCCUUAUGAGAGAAUGUUUCUCUCAGGGAAUCCCCAUCUCUUCACAGAAAACUGUUACCAUUAUUCCUCUUCUCCUGGCGUAGAUUCCACAUGGUCAGGAGCCAAUUCCAGAAACCACUACUACUCCCAACACUGUGUAGUGUGUAGGAGGAAUUGUGUGGACUGUGUUAGUUACACCAAGGAAGCAUUAUGGAAACGUAUAGUUCAAUUAUACUGUAAGCUUUUUAAAGCAAAGCAAUCUAGAGUUUAGAAAAUAAGUUCAGAAAACGGGGCUUGUUUUCUUUUUGUUGUGUUUGUGUGGUGUUGGGUCGUGUAGUCCAGAGCCUUUAUCUGAAUCCGCAUAACACCAAUAUGAAAAGCAUUCAAAAUUCCAGUCACUCCGUAACAUUUAUUUCAGUGGAUUAUUUGCCAAUUGCAUCAUAAUAGCAGUGCUCAAAUUGUUUAAAAUGAAGACAGAUUUUUUAGUUAGUUAACAAACCGUUGUUUACAGCACAGACAUAAUGCAGCCUAGAAAAGCCUCUUUGCUAUAUUUAUAUAAUAUUUAUUAUAGUUUAUUGGGUUUUAUAUGUUAUAUUUUUGUCUGAUUCUAUAUGCGAUGAAAGGAUUAUUGUCAUUUCUGAUGGUCUACCGGCAAUACAAUGGCUGUUAUUGGGGUAUUUGGAUGUUUGUGGUCUAAAGCAAGAAAAACACUAAGAGUAACUCCAAAGCAGAUUGUACAGAGAUUUUAUAUCUCAGAAGCUGCUGAUCUCCUGGGAUUUUCCACGCACAACAGUUUCUAGCGUUUACAGAAAAUGGUGCGAGAAACGGCCUUGUUUGUGAGAGAGGUCAGAGGAGAAUGGCCGGACUGGUUCAAGCUUACACAACCGUUACAGUAAUUGAAAUAACCACACAUUACUGCAGUGGUAUGCAAAAGAGCAUCUCCAAACACAAUACGUCAUACCUUGAAGUGGUUGGAAAGCUGCUUUGAAUUACUUGUGGUAUAUUUUCCACAAUUAAGCAAGCCUCCUAUUGCCUUUAUGCCAGCCAUUGUAAAGCUAAGUUUGUCAGAAAUUUUCGUAAUUGCCCAAAAUAUCCUUCAUCACACACAAAAACAUCAUCAUCAACUAUUUAACUGAUUAAGCACUGAGAAAUAAUGAAAAUUGCACAGAUACGGCCACAAUUUAUAUUUGUUAUUAUUUUAAUUGAUUUAUAGACUGACCAAUGAAAUCAAUGUGGUCUGAACUGCUGAAAGCAUGGAUGCUAUUUGAGUCAUGCUUUUUAGAUUUCACUCUUUAAACACAUCCUUCAGUGGCUUACUUCUGAAUGGAAUACCUGCCAAUGUAAUGGUAAUUUUCAUAUUUCUUUUCAUAAGUCUAAAAGCACCCUAAUGUCCAGCAAGGCAACAAGCCUGUUUUAUGUGUAAAAUACCUCAAAUUGUAUUUGAUGAACUCUCUUUUUAAAUAAGGACAGGAAAGAUGACAUCAAAGAAUUAUUUUACAAUAUAUCCCAGGGAAGUAGAGUGUAAUGUAGCCUGUAAGCUAUUGGUAAGGGUGGAAGCUACUGUACUAGCAAAAGCACUGUACUCUACACUCGGGGUUGGUAUGUGUUUGAUCGGGAUGAAGCUGCUGUUAUAUACCCUUGAGCCAGGUAUACGUUUUCUUUUGUCAGCUGUAAGUAUUAUUCUUCCCGAAUAAGGAAAGUGCUGAGUCCAAUUAAAACAUUUAUUAUUUGUAUUUUCCACUGGUAAAUGAUAGGUUUCACAAGUAUUUUCUGUAAACCACAGCAAUUCCCUUGCUAUCUCAAUGGCAGCUGUUGAUUGGUCAUAAAACUUAGCCACUUACUGUAUGGUAUUAAUAACAUCAAUAACCAAUUGACUGUCACUUUAUGUGCUUUUUCUAGCAAGCCUACCUUUUGGUAGUGUCAUGUAUUGAAGGUGUAAUAUGAUUUAACUGCUUGUGUUUAGCCAAAGUUAAAUGGCACAAUCCACGAAGAAACUAACACCAGUACAGUAUUGGAACAUUCCACCUGCCUUUUAAGAAAACAUGGAUAGUUAGCCAAUUGUUAAAUCGUGAUGCAGUUUUGCAUGCUCCCUCAUGCCAGUGGUGUUUACCAUUAUCAGUUAUUUUUUUAAACUUAGAAUCACAUGCAUAUUUAUUGUAAGUAGAUUAACAAGGAAAGCUGCCAGAUAUUUCAGUUGAACCCAGAGCAGGUUUGAUAACUAAGUGGUAAUACUAGCUCUCUCUUACUCACAAAAUAAGACAAAAUAAGCGUAUUAAUUGGAAAAUAUUAUAAUUAUUGAAGAGCUAUGUUUGAUGGUAAUGAUAUUGUGAUAUGGUGGUUCCUUGAAUCAGCCAAAUGAAGGGAGUUCUCUUACAGUAUGUUUCUGGAGGUGUCUGUGUUCAUGUUGUGCGUUAGUCACUUUAUUUCAUGUACAUUUAUGUGCAUCACUUUCAUUCGAAAAUGGCCUAAUGCUAUUUUGUGUUAUUUAAAAACUGAAUGUGUUAUAUACAGUAGAUUUGACUCAGUAGUGAAAAUAUAUUUUGUUACUUGUGCAGUGUUAUAUUCAUCAAAUUACACAUUGUAGCAAGCAAACAACAUGCACUGUAUACUGACAUAUAUUUUUCUUGCUUAUUUGUAUAAUCUUGCCAAAUAAAAUAUUUAAUGAUUUGUGUAAGUUAAAACAGUGAGUGCACUACUUGUCCCAUAGUGAUAUUUCUCAUUAAUUUACAAUUGACACGCUUGAAGCACUAUAUUUGCAAAUUGUAAAAGCUGUGGCCAAGAAUAAAGCAUUUUUCAUGUG
Conger conger (European conger) is the source of this 9346-nucleotide messenger RNA. RefSeq names its product A-kinase anchor protein 11-like. Bases 79 to 5793 code for a protein of 1904 amino acids. Gene Ontology annotation, molecular function: protein kinase A binding. Gene Ontology annotation, cellular component: cytoplasm. The transcript is spliced from 12 exons. Gene Ontology annotation, biological process: intracellular protein localization. The record is from RefSeq and is a predicted model, not a curated record. Lineage: Eukaryota; Metazoa; Chordata; Actinopteri; Anguilliformes; Congridae.